UUCAUGGAUCACUGCCUUGCCGUGGCGAAGGGGCUUGAAGAACUCAGAGAAGCUAUGAACUACGCCGAGCAGGGCACACAAGAUGAACAGGUCAUAGUGGAGAGUUUUGACCAAACAUGAUCCACCUGGAGGAGGAACCGGCAAGCCACUCCAGUAUCCUUGCCAAGAAAACUCCAUGGACAAAGACAACAGGCAUAUAAAAGUUAUGACGCUGGAAGAUGAGCCCCUCAGGUCGGAAGGCGUCCAACAUGCUACUGGGGAAGAGCGGAGGGCAAGUACAAGUAGAUCCAGAGCUAAUGAAGCGGCUGGGCCAAAGCUGAAAGGACGCUCAGUUGCAGAUAUGCCUGGAAGCGAAAGGAAAGUCCAAUGCUGUAAAGAAAAAUAUUGCAUAGGAACCUGGAAUGUAAGAACCAUGAACCUGGGUAAGUUGAAGGUGGUCAAAAAUGAGAUGGCAAGAAUAAAUAUUGACAUCCUGGGCAUCAGUGAACUAAAAUGGACGGGAAUGGGCGAAUUCAGUUCGGAUGACCAUCACAUCUACUACUGUGGGCAAGAAACCCAUAAAAGAAAUGGAGUGGCCCUCAUAGUCAACAAAAGAGUGGCGAAAGCUGUACUGGGAUGCAAUCUCAAAAAUGAUAGAAUGAUCUCGAUACGAAUCCAAGGCAGACCUUUUAACAUCACAGUAAUCCAAGUUUAUGCACCAACCACUGGUGCUGAAGAAACUGAAAUUGACCAAUUCUAUGAAGACUUACAACACCUUAUAGAAGUGACACCAAAGAAGGAUGUUCUUCUCAUUAUAGGGGAUUGGAAUGCUAAAGUAGGGAGGCAAGAGAUAAAAGGAACAACUGGCAAGUUUGGCCUUGGAGAUCAAAACGAAGCAGGGCAAAGGCUAAUAGAGUUCUGUCAAGAGAACAAGCUGGUCAUCACAAACACGCUUUUCCAACAACACAAGAGACGACUCUACACAUGGACAUCACCAGAUGGGCAGCAUCGAAAUCAGAUUGAUUAUAUUCUCUGCAGCCAAAGAUGGAGAAGCUCUAUACAGUCAGCAAAAACAAGACCUGGAGCUGACUGUGGCUCAGAUCAUCAGCUUCUUAUAGCAAAAUUCAAGCUUAAACUGAAGAAAGUAGGAAAAACCACUGGGCCGGUAAGAUACAAUCUAAGUCAAAUCCCUUAUGAAUACACAGUCCUCUGUCAGCUCCAGAAUGAAGCUGACAUUGGUGUGGGCUUCCGGUUUAGCACGGGCAUCAAGGAGAAGCGCGGAACGACCGCUCUGGUAAUUCCGAGCAGCGCGGGGUUUUUUUAG
Molecule: messenger RNA, 1303 nt
Organism: Podarcis raffonei (Aeolian wall lizard)
Lineage: Eukaryota; Metazoa; Chordata; Lepidosauria; Squamata; Lacertidae
Product: craniofacial development protein 2-like
Exons: 2
Coding region: 176-1303 (375 amino acids)
Molecular function (GO): catalytic activity
Source: RefSeq, a predicted model, not a curated record